AACGCCCACUGACGUACGAAGGAGAAUUUCCUUUCUCUCGCUGUAUUCCCGUCGCUCAUUCUUCAUCCAACCAUUGUCACUCGUUUAAACAUGGUUUCGUCUAAACUUCUCACGGGCGUGUUAGCCAUGUUCGCCGCCAAUGGCGUCAACGCUGGGCCAUGCCGACCUUCUUCCUCCACUGUUGACAUAACGGCCACUGCCGACACCACCACUGCUGAGACAUCAGCUAUCACUGUUGGCGAGACUCUCGCCGAGUCCCUUACUGGUCUCAGCUCGACCGAGACUGCUACCGCCGAUGGUACCACUGAGACACUCUCCGUUUCGACUGAGACUUUAGCUGCUAUCGAUAGCACCACGACCGAAGAACCAACUUCAACAGUCGCUGCCUCCACCACGACUUCAGCUGCUGUUCCUGAGUGCGCCACCAACGCCGACUGUGACGGAGCAACUCCCUUCUGUGACGUAGGAACAUGCGUUGCUACUGAUCCCAACGCCGAGUGUUCUACAAACGCAGACUGCAAUGCUCUCCAUGGAAGUUCCGCUCCUUUCUGUACUUCUGCAGGAAACUGUGUCGGGUGUCGUGGAGAUGGAGAUUGCUACGGUGAAACACCCUACUGUGACGGCGGCUUUUGUAACGAUUACAUAGGCCAUAUUGGAUUCGGACGUUAAUACGCCUCGCUGAGCUUCCAUAAGCUUUAAGAUAGAUGUAUUGGCUCACUCUCAUGCACAAGCCUUCUGUACGCUUCUUGACCAUCUGUCUGGGCUGGCUCAAGCUUUGAAGCCGCGUCUGGAGGUGCAAAUCUGUUUCUAUUAAUGUCCAUGGCUGAAAUUCUCUUCCGCCCACCAAAGGUAAACCUAGGCUUUGCGUGGAGAUUAUGGCUCUUACCAAGUUCGUCUUCUAUUACUACUCACUAGCUGCUCAGAUGUUAAUUCAAACCAAAUCUGAUGCAACGCGUAAAGGGAC
Molecule: messenger RNA, 964 nt
Organism: Fusarium redolens
Lineage: Eukaryota; Fungi; Ascomycota; Sordariomycetes; Hypocreales; Nectriaceae
Exons: 1
Coding region: 91-669 (192 amino acids)
Source: RefSeq, a predicted model, not a curated record